This is a messenger RNA of Ipomoea nil (Japanese morning glory), 1249 nucleotides long. RefSeq lists its product as uncharacterized. The record is from RefSeq and is a predicted model, not a curated record. Lineage: Eukaryota; Viridiplantae; Streptophyta; Magnoliopsida; Solanales; Convolvulaceae. The transcript has 4 exons. Bases 1 to 837 code for a protein of 278 amino acids.
AUGACUUCCGGCAGGAAACCAUCUGGUUUCCGCGCCGGAAACCAAGAUCUGGUUUCUGCGCGGAAACCAGAUGGGAUGAAUGAAAGUGUGGAAUUAAUUAUUCAUCACGGUGGUAAUUUUGUGAAAAAGCCUCAGUUAAAAUAUUUGAAUGCUUUAAAACUACUUCAUAAUGAUGCUAGUAGUCUGCACUUAGCUCAGAUUGCUAGGGAAAAUAAAAGGUGUGAGAUUUAUGUUGAACAUGGGCUAGAUGAGCCUGAUGUGGUUGCUUUAUCUUUACCUGGGCCUGAGGCAGUAUUAGGGGGUGUGGGAGGUGGGGCUGAGGUUGAAUAUGAUGCAGAAUUAGGGGGUGAGGAAGGUGGGGCUGAGGUUGAAUAUGAUGAAGAAUUAGGAGAUGAGGCUGAUUCUGAGCAGAUUACUAAUAGGGGGGACAAGAGGAAAAGGAAAAUUAGACUAGAUGAGGAAUCAAUACCACCUUAUGUGUCAACAUCUGAAAAUCCCUUAGGAGAUGAGGCUGAUUCUGUAUAUUAUGAUUCAGAAGAUCCACCAACAGUUGAAGAAGAUUUGGAAAAUGAGGAAGGAAAUGAGGUGCAAUCAAAGUACAAUGCUAAGUACCCUAAGUUUAACGGUAAAGCAGAUCCACCCUUUAUUCAAUUAGGUAUGUACUUUGAUGAAAAUGUGCAAUUCAAGUUGGCUAUGAUUAGUUAUGCUGUACACACAAAGAGGGAUCUUUUUUGGAAAAAGAAUCAAUUGGAGUAUGUUAGGGUUGAGUGUUUGGGAAAGGGUUGUGGUUUUCAUGUUAGUGCAGGGUGGGAAGAGAGAUGGUACAGCACGUCAUGAUCUUAACAAGUACCCUAUGCAGUUCUGGUGCAAAGCAUUCUUCAAAGAUGAAGUUAAAUGUGACUUGGUGGACAACAAUUUGAGUGAGGCAUUCAACAAGACAUUGUUGAAAGCAAGGUCAAAGAAUAUUAUCCCAAUGCUAGAAGAUAUUAGAGUUUAUAUUAUGAAGAGGAUUGCAAAGAAGAAAGCGGCAGCUGAAAGAUGGAGUGGCAAUUAUGGGCCAUGUGUGCUGAAAAAACUGAACGAGAACAUACUUGGCAGUGCAAACUGGGAAGUUGUCUACAAUGGAGCUGAAGGAUACGAGGUGAAAAAGGGAAGCUUUCAAUUCAAGGUGAAUUUAGAGUUGAAGACUUGUUCUUGUAGACUUUGGCAGCUGAUUGGUAUGCCAUGUUCUCACUCUAUUUGUGCAAUA